Molecule: messenger RNA, 19396 nt
Organism: Cydia amplana
Lineage: Eukaryota; Metazoa; Arthropoda; Insecta; Lepidoptera; Tortricidae
Gene: Obsc
Product: obscurin
Exons: 65
Coding region: 291-19328 (6345 amino acids)
Biological process (GO): protein phosphorylation
Molecular function (GO): protein kinase activity; protein binding; guanyl-nucleotide exchange factor activity
Source: RefSeq, a predicted model, not a curated record
GGAUAAAAAUUGGCAGUUAUUCUUUUGUUAUGCACGUUUACUUCGCGUUGGUGUUAUUAUAGAUAUUCUUAAACUUGUUUGUAUGAAACUGUGUCAUACGAAGCAAAUCCAUCUUUCUUUUGUUUAUAAAUAACCUGUAACCGGAACAAGCUUUCUGCCCCACACCGUCUGUAGGUGCGCGGACGCCGCUCGGCAGUCUCUCUGCGACCUCCGCAACGCACGCAAGCGUACAAGCUCCGCUACAAACAAAACAUUUCUUAACUUGAGUAAACAAAUAUGAUCGCGUGAACAUGUCGUUCUGUAGAAUCACUGGCCGCAGCCGCGGGCUGCCCAAGCCGCACUACUUCCCGGUUCUCGCUCCGAUCUCCCCUGCGGACGCCAAGCGGUGCUGCAGGAUCACCGGAAAAUCUUACGGACUGCCUUCUCAUCACUACAUUCCAGUGCUUCUGACCUCCCGCUCCGGCAGUAAGAAGUGCAAAAUUACCAACGUCUCCGGCGAACUCGGCCCGCACCACUACGUUCCAGAAAUUCACUACGGCAACAGAAAACAUGACAUUCUACCGGACUUCAGAUAUAUUUUCCCCGUGCUGGACGGCUCGACGGAGGCGCAAAAGGCUUUAAUGGAUAUGCUGCUGACGAAACAUGUCAAUGACGACAAACGUUAUGUGUAUACGGUACAAGAAAGAAGAUGCAGUUUAGUGUUCUCCGCUCAAAUGGAGCAGGCAGUGCGCGACGGUGACGUUAGAGACGUGAUGUUGGCGAAGGAUUCGGACACAGUGCUAAUAAAAACGAAACAGGGCCGCAGUGUCUCCAUGGACUUUAAGGAUUUCACAGAAGACGUUGAAAUGUACGAAGGCGAAGGACCUAAUGCAGAGGUGCUAUUGCAAAGGGAAAAGGAAGAAUUAGCGGAAAGAAAGAAGAAGAGGAAACGCGCCGCUGGAUUAUCUUCAAUGAAGAAAAUAUUUGAAAACAAAGAAAAGCUGGCUGAAGUACAAGAGUUGGAAGAGGAAAAGCUUAGGCAAGAACGCCUCGCCAAAAAGGCUAAAUUUGACAAUAAACACGAAAAGCAUGACGUUAAAAGCUUCGGUUGUAACAAUUUCGAUGUGAGCCAUAUGCGCUCUAAGUCAAGUAUAGUUAGUUGCACCGCCGAGUGGACGGAGCGAAUGCAUCCGUUAAUAGAAUCGUGGGACUGGGAGCUGUUUGAAAAGGAAGCGGGUAAUAAACAAGUAAUCUCAACGACAACCCAAUUGCCGACACCUGUUAAAAUAACCCCGUAUCACUGUGAAGCUGAGAUUUACGAGUCUGAACAAAAUAUUAGCGAUUUGUCGAUUCCGCUGGAAAGUGUACCGUGUGUGAACCCCCUUAAAGUUCCAAAGGAACGUCCGUCCGAAACAAUCCUAAAUGCAGUGAAAGAAUUGAGCGAGGAGCGUUUGAAUGAAACUAUGAAUAUCGAAGAGAAAUUACUUUCUGAAAACAAGGUCGACAUGCUUCCGUCGUUGGAUAUAUUACCGGAUGUUAUUAAGAAUAUAAAGAAGGGCAAGAGAGAAAAAAUAGCUAAAGUUUCUGGUUUGACGAUAGACAUAAACAAAGCGAAAAAGUUUAUCCCCGGACAACAUGUCAAUACACCACAGGGUCCAGUAUUUGUUCCGGGCCAGACUGUGGAAACUCCAAUUGGUCCUUUGUUUGUUCCCGGGCUUAGUGUGAAUACGCCCGAUGGUCCAGGGCUUAUACCGGGACAUAUUGUCACAAACGAAAAUACCAAUGAACCUUUGUUCCUCGCCGGGCAAGUGCUGCAAACUUCAAACGGAGAGGAAUUCGUAUGUGGACAAGUAAUGAAAAAUAAAGAUAAUGGACACAGCUUCACAGAAGGUCAAACAGUCGUAUCUGAAGAAGGCUUGAAAUUUGUACCAGGAAAAGUACUACACAGCGGCUCCGAAGAAAUAUUUGUACCUGGCCAAACGAUAAUGACCCCGGAAGGCGUUCAGUUUAUUCCCGGACAAACUAUGACUGACAGCAAAGGAGUUAUUUUUACACCUGGGCAAAACGCAAAGAUAAAUAAUGACUGGCAAUUCGUGCCAGGACAGGUCGUGCAUCAAGAUGAUGGAUUACAGUUUGUGCCCGGUGCAACAAUAGCGACACCAAACGGACUGAAGUUCGUACCGGGUCAAACCGUUUCCGUCGACGGUGAAACGAUCUUUGUACCCGGUAUCACAAAAACAACCAGCAGCGACAGUUUACAAUUCGUUCCGGGCACCACAGUGGAAACAAUCGAUGGACCGAAAUUUAUUGAAGGUCAGAUAGUGCACACCGAAUAUGGAGAAAAGUUUAUGCCCGGCAAAACGAUAGUAGAAACUAAUGGACACGUAGAGUUUUCAGUUGCAAAGUCUGUGGAAGAUAUAACGUUCUCAGAAUCUGCUCCAACUGGAUUACCAAUCGAUAUCAAAACAUGCUCUCUGUCUGAGGAGUCCUUGUAUGUGUUUGGACACAUGGUGCAAACAGCGAAGGGCAUUGAAUUUUACCCCGGCCCAAGGAUGCCGAAUAUUGAUGGCAAGGUUGUCCCCGGUCGCCUCGUUAAGAAUGAAUUAAACCAGUCACGCUUCGUUCCUGGAAUGAUGGUUGAAGGUGUUUUUGUUCCUGGACAAAUAGUUUUCACUGAAAAUGGAGAACAGUUUGUCCCGGGUCAAGUGGUCGAUACUACUGAUGGACCCAAAUUUGUUCCUGGGCAAGUAGUUAACACAAGAAAUGGACCAAAGUUUGUGCCAGGUCAAACUAUUCAUACUAUUGAUGGGCCCCGUUUUGUACCAGGACAAAUCAUUGAAACAAAAGCUGGUCCAACUUUCAUACCUGGCCAAGUUAUUUCUACAGAAGAUGAAGGGUCCAGGUUCGUCCCAGGUCAAGUGGUUGACACUGAAGAAGGACCUAGAUUUGUUCCUGGAAGAGUCAUUGAAACUGAUGACAAUGGAGUCACGUUCGUGCCUGGACAAAUCGUUCAAACUCCUGAAGGCCUCAAAUUCAUUGCCCCUGAUCUAACAGAAGGUGAAGAAGGUCUUGAGUUCUCCGUACAAAGCUUUGUUGUCACUCCAGAGGAGUUAAAGUUAUUGAAAGUCAAAACGAAUCCAAAUGAUACUACUUCAACUAAAGGAGAGUUGAGUAUUGAUACCAAGAUGUUAAGACAGCUUUCCGAAGCAGGAAUGUCUAUUGGAAGACAAGUACCAGCAGACUUACCUGCUAUCAGUGUAAUUUUAAACCACACACGUAACGUUGAAGCCUUGAAGGCAUUUGUCACUGAUUAUGGACUUAAAGAUGAAAUAGCAAACCAAUUGAUGGAUGUGAUUACGUCAAUCAUAGAAAUGAGUGCCCAUUUGAAAUCUGAACUACACGAAAAUGAUGAAGAAAAAAUAAAUGACAGGAAGACUAGAGUUAAUAAGAAAAGAUUAGAAAUGCAGGAAACUGGAUAUGUUGGUGGUAAUGGCCAAGGUGCGCAACAAGAACAUGUCAAAAAUUCUAUAGCGGCAGCAGUCUUGGCUGCUCUAGUCACUGCUGAACAAUUCGAAGAGAUAAACAACAAUAACGGCAGGGAAAAGUAUAAACUAAUCUUAAAAUCUAUUGAUACCAUUUUAGGAAAAACCAUAGACGAAGACUUAGUUUCUGCUAUGUUCGAAAUUUUACAAAAAAAUGAAGACAAAGAAUUCUUGUGUGAAGAAAUAUUGGAAAAUACGACACAGCCAAAAGUAGAAUUGAUCAAAAUUGCAAUUAACAGCUCCUUGCAGAAAAAUGCGAUCAGUGAAGAAGAAAUAAUUGAGAAAUUUGGUGAUUUCCUGAGCAGUGAACAUGAGGUUUUAGGACCGGCUUUCAAGAAUAUCACUAAAAACGACACAAAUAUCUUACACCAUGUUUUGAGCCAUAUUUCAGACUCGAUCUCGUUUAUCAAAACUGAACAUGAAGCCGCAGAGACACUCCAAAAAGCUAUUGUAUCUGCCGUACAAGAGGCGAGUGCAAAGGAAUUAGAAAUUCUAAUAAAUGACACAGAAAGUAAAAAUUUGAAAGAAUUAAUAGCUCAAUGUGUUGGUUUGGCGAAAAUUCUCGGAAUGCGCGACGUUGCCGCUAGUCUCUUGUCAUUUGCGAACGACGAACAAUGUUUAUCUAAAAUAGCAAGCGACCCAACGAGUCUAAACAUUUUGAAACGCCUGACAGUCAUGCGGAAACUCGCAGACAAAACACCAAGCUUACACUCCGCUUUAAAGAAAUUGGAGACUGACCCAGAACUGGCUCGAACAGAUCCCAAACUACGGGAUCUGGUGAGAGAAAGUGGUGCACUCAUGAUCGUUCCUGAGCCGGCUUUGAUGACAUCGGCAGAUGUGCCAUUAAGUUUGCUCGAUCCUGAAAAUAGCUUAGCCAUGGAAGAUUUUCUUUUGCAACAUAAAAAGCAUAAAGGAGCUUUAUUGAUAAUGAAGAGAGGUCUCCAAUGUGUCAUUCCUAGAGAAGCUAGCCGAGCUGUAUUGUCCGGACAAGUAGGUUACACAGUUCUUGACGAAAGCGGAAUCCGACAUUUCGAGCCUUUGAGCGUCUUUUCUGCCUUAAAUUUGAGUCAACCUACAGCAAACCGUUUUUCAAUGUACAGUUGUCUUAUCGCUGAUAAUCAUGAGGAAGAUUCAGAAGACUUAACAGGAUACUGUAAUGGUAUAACCAAUAACCAGCGGAUCAGAUUAGGCGGAUGGUCAAGCGGGAGUCGCAGAUACAGCGGCGUUUUACUCGAUAGAGAAAAUACUAGGAAUCGGAUGAGUAGUCUGGAUUACACGCCAAGUUACAAGCGCUACCCCUCGAGAUCUCUCUCAAGAUCGAGAUCUAGUUGUAGCAGAAGUCCUUCUAAGGUCGAAGACGUAGUGGUAGCCACGAUAGACUACACGGCAACAGCCGACGACGAAGUCUCUCUAAAAGCCGGAGAUAUCGUAGAGGUUCUCGACACGAAGGCAGCCCUCGGAUCAAAGGCGCGCCUGAACGACCCUGGUCUGGACCUGGACGUGGAACUCCUGGACUCCAGCGCAGCGAAACACAAGGCCGCAGUCAGGCCGAAGAAGAACCAUCCGAAAGUCAAGAGUGGGAAGACUGAGGAAAGGAAUGAUGACAGAUGGAUGGUCCGAGUGCUGGAAGACGUGGAUGCCGGCGAGAUCCGAUCUCGGCAGGGGCUGGUGCCGGCCAGGGUGCUCCGGGACACCAGGGCAGCGGAACGAGAUACCACAGCAUCAGCUGCAAGGCGACAAGCCGUGGUCCGCGAGCUGAUUGAGACAGAAGAGGAAUUCGGCCGAGACAUCCAGCAAGUUGUCUCCCAAUACAUGCGACCUAUGGACAAAGCGACGACACCCAAACCAGUGUUCGACAACAGGGAGCUGUUGUUUUCUAACUUCAGGCAGAUUGCGGAGUUCCAUAACACGAUACUUCUAGAAGGCAUCAAAUACUACGCGAGCGAGCCUCGCAUGCUCGGCCGAGCACUCCUGCGCAUGGAGCGGGAAUUCGACAAGCACGUCGCGUACUGCCGCGACGAGCCGCGAGCGCAGCAUCUGCUCGAGAACGACCCUAACGUGGCCAAGUACUUCCAGGAUCUAGCUGACGACCUCGGUGACGACAAGGGCAUCACCGAGCAUCUGAAGCUACCGAUACAGCGGAUCAACGACUACCAGCUUCUUCUAAAGGAGCUUGUAAAAUACUCCAAACGCCUCGGCGAAGAUUGCACGGACCUCCAGAAAGCUCUAGAACUCUUCCUUGGUGUUCCCAACCGCGCCACCGACAACAAAUUUAUUGCGAGCAUCGAAGGUUACCGUGGUAACAUCUUCAAGCUUGGCCGACUUCUCACCCACGACUGGUUCACCGUCACCGACUCCGAAGGCAAGCAUAAGGAGCGCUAUCUCUUCCUCUUCAAGGCUAGGAUCCUCAUCUGCAAAGUCAAGAGGGUCUCUGAUGAUAGAUCCGUCUUCGUGCUUAAGGAUAUUGUAAAGCUACCAGAAGUCGAGGUUGACGACCUUUCGGCUGAACCGCUCAAGUUUAAGCUUCACCAGAAAUCGCCCCCGCUGUCCGUGACCUUAGCGGCCCACAAAGAGCAGGUCAAGCACAACUGGCUGAAGGAGAUCUUGCAGAACAUCAGCGACGUCGUUGCAUUAGCCGAGCACGCAGCCGAUGACUUACAAUUAUUAACACCAGAAGCAGCUACUCCAGCAGAAGUAGCUUCUCCAGAAGCAGCUUCCCCGCAAGCCGCUUCUCCAGAACCAGCAGAAGAGAAGAAGAAAAAGCGAGAGCACGCUAAAGACGCAAAAGCAGCUGAGGUCCAAGAAAAACGGUCCAAAGUUGAAGCAGAAAAGCAGUCUAAGGUUGAAGAUAUAGAAGUUGAAGAAGUCCUUACAAAAGAACAAUCUCUUCAACAACUAAAAGCCAAGAGAAAGGCAUCUUUAGAAAGCGAGGUAGCCAAAAAACUUUCAAAGACCGAAACCAGUGAACUUCUUAGUGAAGUACAAGAAAUCACCAGCGCACAAAGUGAACUCACAUCAGGUUUAGAAACUAAAUCAUCUGUGAGCCACGAAAGUUCUAAAGUUAGCGAGUCAGUCAAAACUGCUAAGAAGGCGGGUAAGGCAGAGAUUAUAGAAGAAAGUGUUGAAUCAUCAGUCACUUCGAAAUCGUCUGUCCGCGUGACAUCACUUGAAGAGAGUUCGCACGAAAGUGUAGUUCAAAGUUCAACUGUUGAAUCAACUGUUCACUCUUCAUACGAGGCCAGCUCUGAGAAGCAAUCUGCUCAAUCAUCAUCUGUCGAACAAAAAUCAUCAGUUUCGUCAGUGGAAGCUUCCAGAGUCGAUCAGACGUCAUCAGAGGCGACUGUUGUCGAAAGAAAAUCUUCAUUGACCUCUGCAUCACAAAAAACUUCAGAAAGGUCUGCUGCUGAGCGAAAAUUAUCGCAGGAAUCAGUAGUUGCUGCUGAACGCAAAUCAUCACAAGAGUCAGUAGUUUCCGCUGAUCGAAGAUCGUCACAAGACUCGGUUGUCGAAAAACACUCAGCGCAAGCUAGCGUUGAGAAAACAUCAUUACAGGCGACCACAGAUGAACAAAAAACCACAUCAUCUAGUCAUCUAGUUAAGAAAUCUGUAAUCUCAUCAAAGCAAAAAUCACAAGAAUCCGUCCAAAAAACUUCUGCACAAUCUGAAGAAAAAACAGAAGAGAAAACUGUUGUAGGUAGUGUACAAGAAGGAGCUACUGUAGAGAGUAAGGCAGAGGUAAAACAAUCCGAACAAAGAUCUGAAGAGAAAACUAACGCUCGAGAGAGUGUAAAAGAAGGAGCUACUGUAGAGAGCAAGGCAGAGGUAAACGCCGCCGGUGGCGUUACUACUACUGAAGAAGGCAACGCAAACGGUCAAACUGUAGAAGAAGACGAAAUGUCGAGAUAUACCCGCAGUUCGCGGCUGUCUGGAGAAUACUCCAGCAGCGCCCGCAAACUAUCAAGUGGAGGUCGCUAUGAAUCCUCCUCCUACGAGAGCUCCGGCUACUCUCGUCGCGAAAGCGGCUCCAUUGAGGGCAGCACUCGCUACGAGUCCGCCAAGUAUUCCAGCUCCAUUGAAGGAAGCAAGUAUGGCGCCGAAGGAAGCAAAUAUGGCGUAGAAGGAAGCAAAUAUGCCGCUGAAGGAAGCAAAUAUGGCGCAGAAGGAAGCAAAUAUGGCGUAGAAGGAAGCAAAUAUAGCGCCGAAGGAAGCAAAUAUGAAAUCGAGUCCGAGUCCACCAGCAAACUCGACAGCAUCGCUGCCAAAUACGGCCUCGGCAAUAGCACCAGCAGGACUGAAUCUUCCAUCGAGUCCAGCUACGAAACCGCCAGAAACGGCGAAAGCAAAUACUCCAAGAUCGCCAAUGGCAGCAUAAGCACCGGGGAAUACCAGUCAACCAGGGUAAUCAAGUCCGAAUCUCAGGACGGAAAACCGGUAUUCACCAAGACUUUGGAAGGCCAGAAUAUUGAGCCCGGCGAAAAUGCCUCCUUCGAAUGCUCGCUCCGUUCUUCGGAAGCCGUCAAAAUCACUUGGCUUAAGGACAACAAGCCUUUAACGGACCGUCUCAUGGACCGAGUGACCAUCACCAACGAAGCCCAUGACCAUAAGCUGGAGAUUCUGCACUGUAUGGAAGAUGAUUCGGGGACGUAUACUGCGAGGGCUGAGAACCCUAAGGGAAACUCGCAUUGCACGGCGCAGUUGGUCGUCUCUCAGUUGACAGAUGAGGAACGCAGGGAGCGUAACGCUCUUAAUGCUCCGUACUUCAUCGUAGCACUGAAAGAUACUGAGAUAAUGGAGAACACGUAUCUGCGCUUCAUGGUCAAGGUCAAGGGAGACCCCAACCCGGAAGUCAAGUUCUUCCGUGACGGCAAAGAGAUCAAGGCAUCUUCGGAUUCCGACCGCGUCUCCAUCGUUCGCACCCGCGCUGAGAAGGGGUUCUUCGAACUGGUCAUCGCUGACGUCGUCCCUUCAGAUGCUGGGGUCUACUCCUGCCGGGCUAUGAACAUCUAUGGCGAAUGCUCUACUGAAGCCAGAGUUACUGUCGUUGAUGACAAGAACAUAUUUUUCGAACUGGCGCCUGGUGGUGAAGGUCUUCUGACCAAAGGAGAGAAACCGAGCUUCACAUGGAAGCGAGACGGAGUGGAUUUCGAUCCUGAAGAGAGAUUCAAGGUGUUAUUGGGAGACGACGAGGAUUCUCUCGCGCUGGUGUUCCAGCACGUGAAGCCAGAAGACGCUGGGCUUUACACCUGCGUAGCCAAGACCUCUACUGGCAACAUCUCCUGUUCCGCUGAGCUUACAGUCCAGGGUGCCGUGACAGUUCUCCAACGUGAGCCCGAGAAGCCUAAACUGGUGAUCGAACACAAAGAGGCCAUCGUGUCCAUCGGGGCGUCCGCAAUGAUUGAGCUUACAUGCAAGGGCUUCCCCAAGCCCGAAAUCGUGUUCAAGAAGGAAGGGAAAGUGGUGGAAGCUGAUGCCAGGCACAAGUUCCUCUACGAAGACGAUGAGACCAUGUCCAUCGUGAUCAAGAACGUGACGAGCGAAGAUGCCGGCACAUACCACGUGACUGCCUCCAACGAGCUCGGAGAAGAUACUACCACUCUGCAGCUCAUCGUCAAGGCUGCGCCUAAGAUUAAAAAGAAGAUUGAGAAUCAGACUUGCACAGUAUCUGCGACCCAUACCGUGACCAUCGAAAUCGAAGGCACCCCGGCGCCCGAAGUGUCCUUCUACAAGGACGGCGUGGAGAUCAGAAGCUCGGAGCGCAUCCAGAUCGUCAAGGAGUCUGAUGAGGUCUACAAGAUCACCAUUAAGGAUGCCAAGCUGACUGAUGCUGGCUCCUACUCCGUCGUUGCUAAGAACGAAGUGAACCAAUGCAGUGAAUUCUGGCAAUGGCAAGUCACAUCCGCGCCCAAGAUCACCAAGAAACUGGGCGAGACCAAGAUCUGUGACGAGAAGGAGACCGUCACCUUCAAAAUCGAGACCGAAGCUGAACCAGCGCCGGAAGUUAAAUGGUUCAAGAACAAAGUGGAGAUGCAGGAGUCUUCAACAGUGAAGUUCUCAUCAUCAAAGUCUGCGCACAGUCUUGUGAUCACGUCGGCUGCCAGAGCCGAUUCCGCAGAGUACUCUUGCGAGGUGCGCAACGUCCACGGCACAGUCACGGACGAGUGCAGCCUGCGCGUGCGCGGCGCUCCCAUCUUCACGCAGAAACUCAAGGACACAGUGGCGGCUGAAGGCGAUGCCAAUGUGGAAUUCACUGUCGAUGUGGUGGCAUACCCUGAGCCUCAAGUGAAAUGGUACCGAGGCGACGUAGAAAUCUCGGAGAAGAAGUCCGUGUACUCCCGCGUGGACAACGGCAGCACGCACAAGCUGAUUCUCAAGGAGGUGACUUCGGAGCUCUCUGGGCAGUACUCUUGCAAGGUUUCCAAUGAUCUGGGAGAAGAUUCCUGCCAGGCGACGUUUACUGUCAAGAGGAAGCCUCGUAUCACCAAGAGCCUCGUCGACAUGACGGUGGACAAAGGCCAGACCCUGAAGCUCGAGGUCGAGGUGGAGGGCUGCCCAGAACCCAAGGUCAAGUGGUACAAGGAUGGCAAGGAGAUCACCACUGACGCGAGGAUCAGGAUCGAGAGGGAUACCCAGAGACUAGAAAACUACAAUCUGACAGUGACUCUAGUGAAAGAGGAAGAUGGUGGCGAGUACGAAGUGAGGGCAGAGAACGAGAUGGGCAACGUAUCGUCCAAGAGCACAGUCACUAUACACACAAAGUUAAUACAUACAAGACUAUCAAAGGAAAUUAUCGAAAAUGAAUUAGAAGAAGAAACGAAAAAACCUCUCUUGGAAGAAGAUGUGUCUGAAAAACAGGCGGCGGUAAAAGAUAAAACUAAAGCAGAAACGGCUGAGGAGAAAUCAUUCUGGGAUGAGGACGAUGGUGCUAAAGCUAAAACGCCAGGUGCUAAAGAAGUGGAUGAUUCAAAACCAGGAAAAGCUAAGAAAUCAGCGACGGAACCUGAAGUUGCUGAGGAGAAAUCAUUCUGGGAUGAGGAUGAUGGUGCUAAAGCUAAAAAAUCGAAAGCUAAAGAAGUCGAUGGUUCGAAACCAGAGAAAGCUAAGAAAUCAGCAACAGAGCCUGAAGUUGCCGAGGAGAAAUCUUUCUGGGAUGAGGAUGAUGGCGCUAAAGCUAAAAAACCAGGUGCUAAAGAAGUAGAUGAUUCAAAACCAGAGAAAGCCAAGAAAUCUGCAACAGAACCUGAAGUUGCUGAGGAGAAAUCUUUCUGGGAUGAGGAUGAUGGUGCUAAAGCUAAAAAACCAGGUGCUAAAGAAGUGGAUGAUUCAAAACCAGAAAAAGCUAAGAAAUCAGCAACGGAAUCUGAAGUUGCUGAGGAGAAAUCAUUCUGGGAUGAGGAUGAUGGUGCUAAAGCUAAAAAAUCUAAAGCUAAAGAAGUCGAUGAUUUGAAACCAGAGAAAGCUAAGAAAUCAGCAACAGAACCUGAAGCUGCCGAGGAAAAAUCAUUCUGGGAUGAAAAUCACAAUGAAAAUGAAAAACAGCCGAUCAUUGAAGAGGUGGAAGAGAGCCAAGUUGGUAAGAAAGAAGUCACCAAGCCUGAAAUCAUAGAAGAAAUCCCCGUGGAAGAAGACUUUGUAACUCCCAAAAAAGCUACAAAGAAAUCCGCUCAAGAACCUUUGAGUGCAGAAAGUGAAGGCCGCGUGUUCGAAACAGUAACGACCUUCAAGAGCGGCGAUGAUGGCAGUAUAAUUAUGUCUAAAGUCAGUAGCACCAGGUCUCACGGCGCGAUCAUUACAGGUCCAGCCGAAACUCGAACGUUACACAAAAUGACAUCCACCGCAGUAUAUUACGAUGAUGACGACUUUAGCAGAAGGAUUAUACCCCCUAACAAACCACAUAAGACAUCUUUAGAAGUAGAAGAGAUUGCUAGUCACAGUUACUUUUUAACUGAACUUGGGCAGUUCACAAUUCCUGAUCAUGUACGUAGAGGCGUUUACGGUAUCAUUGAAGAACCAGCAACAGAUUCUGAAUGUGAGAAUAGCUCUGUUAGAGGCAGACAUCAAUCCAAUCGGACCAUGUCUAUUAGAUCUGACUCAGAAGAUGAUACUAGCUGGCAAAAUGAACCACUGUCCAGAGAAAUCUCCAUUGAAGACCUUUCUAAAUCCAUAUUCGAUAUCGAUGAAACUAGAAAAGUUUUCAGCAAAGAUUCGUACGUACGCCAAUCAUCGUUCCAAGAAGAAUUUUUCACAGAUGAUGGGGAAGAAUCCUUUGUCGUCAAAGAAACUUCACAAAAAGUCUACGAAAAUGACAUAACAGAAAGACUAAUCAAUAUUUCGAGGGAGUUUGAUGACGAAUGUAGAAACAUUGAAAAUAAAAUUGAAGAUGUCAAAAGUAGAAUAAUGGAGGAACUAGUUCUUGCGCCCUUGAAGAACUUAGAUAACUUAACGAAAAAUGUAACAGAAACUAGUUUUGAAAGGAAGAAAAGGCAUGUUCCUAAUCUUCACGCUGUAGAAGAAGAGGACGACGAACUAGAAGCGCUUUUGAGACGUAGUCAACGCCAAAGGAGUAUUCUAGACGAUAUACUUAAUCAAGAAGAUGAAAAAGCGCCCCCCAUAGUCAAAGAUAGCAACUUCAAAGACCAGAGCGUCUACGAGUCUCUCCCUCUGAGCUAUUCAGUCACGGCCAUCGGAGUACCCAAACCUACUGUGCGCUGGCUCCACGACGGCAAAGAAGUGAAGCCCUGCAAGCGAGUCCACAUCUCCAACGAAGGGGACGUCUACAAACUCGAGAUCGACAAUCUACUAAUGUCUGAUGGUGGCAAAUGGCAGUGUGAGAUCAGCAACGACGUUGGCAAGAAGGUGCUGAAGGCUGAAUUAUCUGUUGCUUCUGUCAGCGAAUUCCGCAAGCCGAUCUUCACCACGCCUCUCGAAGCCCAGAGAGUGAUGCAACGCGAACCAGUCACCAUGAAGGCUGUCUGCACAGCCGAUCCUCAACCUCAUGUGUCCUGGCUGUUGAACGGCGUGGAACUUACCCCUGAUGCUACGGUGGUGACGACCGCCGAUGCGAAGGAAACCGAGCAUGGACUGAAGGAGUGCACGUUCACCCUUUCUAUACCCACUGGUCGCCACUCCGACACCGGCGUCUACACCAUCCAAGCUAAAAACCAGUACGGCGUUGGUGAGAGCUCAGCGCGUCUGGACAUUCUGCUGCGUCCUGAGAUCGAGGGUCUCAAGGACAUCACCACUACGCCUUUCGAGCAGAUCACAUUCGUCGCUUGCAUCCAUGCUAAUCCCAUUGCUGAAGUCAAAUGGAGCAAAGAUGGAGUCGUAAUUCUGCCGUCCGUGAAAAACAUUGAUAUCGUCGAAGAUCGUUUCACAGAGAACUUCCAGCUUUCCAUCAAGAAGGUUGGAGUGGCCGAUGGUGGUAAAUAUACGUUGACUGCUACCAACGAGUUCGGAGAGACAGCAGCGCACGCUACCCUCACUGUGCACACCGGCGAGCCCAUCUUCACCAAGCCCCUCCAGAAGCAGACAGUGAAAGACCACGAGACUGUGACCCUCAAGGUGCGCUGCGACGGCGUGCCCAAGCCCGAGGUCCACUGGUUCAAAGACGGCCAGGAGAUCAAGAAUGAUGAGAGGCAUCAGAUCACCACGGAGGUUGGGGGACAAGUGGAUAGCGAGCUGGAGAUUAAGGACUUUGAUUCUAGUGAUUCUGGAAAGUACAAAGUCCGCGCCGUGAGCUUAGCAGGCGAAGCGUUCUGCGAAGCUCCCGUCUCCCUCGCACAGUCCGCGCCAGGGUUCGCAAGCAGACUCGAAAGGCAAAAGGACGUCGACGAAGGCGAGCCUCUGGAACUCAAGGCUAAGUUGGAUGGCAGCCCUAUUCCUUCUGCCAAAUGGUUGAAAGAUGGCAUCGAGCUAUCUCCCUCCGACUCCCGCAUUAAGCAAGUCGCAUUACCCGACGGAACGGUCAAACUGACCAUCGAUCAAGUGACCCCAUCGGAUUGCGGAGCCUAUAAGCUAGUGAUCACCAACCCUAAUGGAGACGACUCUGCUUUAUGCGCUGUCGCUGUUAAUCCAACGCCCCGCAAGCCAUCCUUCAGCAAGGGGCUGGAAGACGUGAAGGCAGUAGCCGGGCAGCCGCUGAAACUGGAGGCGCGCGUCAUGGCCUUCCCUGCACCCGAAGUCAAAUGGUUCAAGGACGGUCACCCGAUCCGUCCAUCGCAAGCUAUCAACUUCAUCAACCAGCCUGGUGGCAUAAUCGGGUUGGUCGUGGACAGCUGCAAGCCUGAAGAUGCUGGAGUAUACAGCCUUACUGUUACUAACAAGCUUGGAGACAUCAGCUCCAAGGCCAAGGUCGAGGUUGCCCAAAAGGAGAAGAAGCCAGCGUUCAUCGCGGAGUUGCAACCGACGAAAGUUAUUGAGGGCUUCCCUGUGAGAAUGGAGGUGAAAGUCCUCGGUCAUCCGCCACCAACCAUCAAAUGGACCCACAACGGCAAAGAGAUCGUUCCAGACGGCAACCACAUCAAAAUCGUGGCCCAGCCUGAUGGCACCCACGCCCUGUUGAUCGAUAAAGCUACCGCGGAAGAUGGCGGCGAUUAUGGUGUUAUUGCUGUUAAUGACCAGGGAGAAUCGGCGAGCAACGCUAAACUGAGUGUUGCCAGCCGUCAAGAUGACUCGUCGCCACAAGAACGCCCGCGGUUCAUCCACGGCCUGCGCGACGUGACUGCCGAGGAAGGGCAGCCCUUCAGCAUCAGCGCGCCCUUCGUUGGCAACCCUAUCCCUGAAGUCACGUGGACCAAGGACGGCGUGCCUUUGAAGCCUAGUGAGAAUAUUCAACUCACUUGCGAUGGCAAACGGGUGGGUCUGGAAAUCUCACCCAUGGAACUCCCCGACGCCGGCGUAUACUCCGUGAAACUCGUCAACCCUCUGGGUGAAGACACCACGCAAGGCAAGAUCGAUGUCCGCAAGGUCUACCAACCCCCUAGGUUCUCGCAGAAGUUCACAGAUUUGCAGCAGCUCCCAACCUUCGACGCGAAAUUCCCCGCGCGCGUGACCGGCGUUCCGGCCCCAGAUAUCACCUGGUACAAGAACGGAUCUCCCAUCUACGAAUCCGAGAAAUACCACAUCAAGCGAGACGGUGAUGCCUGCUGUCUCUAUGUGAGGGAUCUGGAGCUUGGUGAUUCUGGAACGUUCAAGUGUGUUGCGAUGAACAGAGAAGGAGAGGCGUCGUGUGAAGCGGCUCUUGAAGUUGUGGAUAAGAUUGGCAAGAGGCAAAAGAUUGAGCCACCAGCGUUCUUGAAGAAGAUCGGCGACUGCGAAGUAUACCGAGGCAUGGGCGCCAAGUUUACUGCCUGUGCCACGGGUACCCCAGAUCCUGACGUCGAAUGGUUCCGUAAUGAUGAAAAGCUGUUCCCUUGCGAGCGCAUCCGUAUGGACAAGGAGACCACGGGCCUACUCCGUCUGACCAUCAGUGGCAUUGACCCCAGCGAUGUGGGCACCUACAAGUGCCGCAUCUUCAACCCACAUGGAGAGGCCUCUUGUACCGCCCAGCUAUCUUAUGACACCUUGGAGCCCCGUCAGAGUAAGAAGCCCAUCUCUGACCAGUACUCGGACUUUGACAAGAUGAAGAAGACGGGCGUGCCAAUGCCGCUGGCCGACAAGCCGAUCAUCUCUCGUAUGACUGACCGGAAACUGACUUUGUCGUGGAAGCCAUCUAUCCCACACGGACCGCGGUUCCCUGUCACCUACCAGGUGGAAAUGUGUGAGCAGCCUGAUGGCGAUUGGUUCACCGCUCGGACCGGCCUACGAUCCUGCGUCUGCGACAUCAGCAACCUCGAGCCCUUCCGGGACUACAAGUUCCGGAUCCGUGUAGAAAACAAAUAUGGCGUCUCCGACCCCUCGCCCUACGCCAUCACCCAUCGCGCUAAACUUGAACCUGACCCACCUAAGUUCAUUCCUUAUCUUGAACCAGGCAUUGAUUUCAGACCAGAAACUUCCCCGUACUUCCCUAAGGACUUCGAUAUUGAAAGACCGCCUCAUGACGGCUACGCUCAAGCACCUAGAUUCCUUAGACAGGAGCAUGAUUCCCAGUAUGGUGUGAAGGGACAUAAUGUUAAUUUGUUCUGGUUCGUGUAUGGGUACCCGAAGCCGACGAUGACGUAUUACUUCAAUGAUGAGCCGAUUGAGAUUGGAGGACGGUUCGAUUGGAGCUACACGAGGAAUGGGCAGGCUACGCUGUUCAUCAACAAGAUGCUGGAACGCGACGAGGGUUAUUACGAGGCCGUGGCCACCAACGAGCACGGUCAGACCCGGCAGCGAGUCCGUCUACAACUAGCCGAGUAUCCCACGUUCAUCAAACGGCCUGAGGAAACCGUCGCGCUUCAACGCCGCAGCGCCAGGAUCGAGGCCAGAGUCACUGGGAACCCGUACCCUGACAUCAAGUGGUAUAAGGACUGGCAGCCGCUCGCGGAAAGCUCUAGGAUCAAGAUGAAAUUCAUCGAGCCUGAUACCACGAUCCUGGUGAUCAACGACGCAAUCCUCAAAGACGAGGGUCUGUACUCCAUAUCCGCGCGCAACGUCGCUGGUUCCGUCAGUUCUUCUGCCAUGCUAUAUGUUGAAGAGGAGGAGCAUGUAUAUUCUAACAGAAUCCGCGAGCAUCCGCCUCGUAUCAAGCCAUCGACCAAACCGUUCGGAGACUUCUACGACCUUGGAGACGAGCUGGGCCGCGGCGUACAAGGCGUCGUAUACCAUGCCGCUGAGAGACUCACUGGUCGCAACUACGCCGCGAAGAUAAUGCACGGCCACUCCGCCCUGAAACCGUUCAUGAAGAACGAGCUCGAUAUCAUGAACCAGCUUAAUGAUAUCCACCUCAUCCGUCUACAUGAUGCUUAUGAGCACGACCACACGUUGGCGCUGGUUAGCGAGUUGGCUGGCGGUGGUGAACUUGUCAGAGACAGACUGCUCCGCAGCACCGGUUACACGGAGAGCGACAUCGCCGGCUACAUCAGGCAGCUGCUCAGGGGACUCAAGUACAUGCACGACAACAGCAUCGCUCAUUUGGGUCUUACGAUUGGAGAGCUUCUGCUGUCUCACGCUGGUUCCGAUCAGCUGAAGAUCUGCGACUUCGGCCUCUCGCGCAAGAUCAUGUUCAACAAGCUGGCCUCGCUUGACUACGGCUUCCCGGAAUACGUGGCACCUGAGAUCGCCAGCGGCGAAGGCGUCUCAUUCAACGCCGAUAUGUGGAGCGUGGGCAUCAUCACCUACAUCCUGCUGAGUGGCCACUCUCCCUUCAGAGGAAUAAACGACCGUGAAACACUCAUCAGAAUCCGGGAUGGGAAGUGGGACUGGCAUGACGAAGAGUGGUGGUCGAGACUCAGCUUGGAAUGCCGAGACUUCAUCUCAAAGCUGCUGGUAUACCGCUGGGAGGACAGGAUGGACGUGAACGCCGCCCUGAAUCACCCCUGGCUGACCGGAGCGGACAGGAUCCGAUCGGACGAAUACAUCAUCAGCACGGAUCGGCUCAGGAACUACUACAACUUGUACAGGGACUGGACAAGCAACGCCCAUUGUCGCAACUGGUUCCGACGUAAGCCUCUGAGUGGUGCCUUCGAGCAUCCGUCCAAGAUGGUCUAUCCGCCCGGAGAGAUCUAUACACCAGAAGGCACGCCGGAGCCAUCGUCGCGCGACCGCGGCGGUAGCCCGUGGGACCUCAAGUUCAAGCAGUGGGAACAUCCCGACUGGGAGGUCACCGCCACUUCAGAGAGCCACUACCAGAAUGGACCAGACACAUAUCUGCUGCAGCUGCGUGACGUCAGUUUCCCGGUUCGUCUACGCGAGUACAUGAAGGUCGCCUGCAACCGCUCUGUUGCGUACAAUAUCAACGUCAACGACUCUUACGAUCCCAGGACGCCCAUCAUCCGAGAGCGCCGUCGCUUCACCGACAUCAUGGACGAGGAGAUCGACGACGAGUGCCGCGACCGCAUCAACAACUACGGCACCGAGUCCUACACCAUCCGGCGACUCCGGCACGAGCUCGGCACGAGACUCGACAGCUAUGCGGAGGCCCAGGCCUUCAUGGAGUCCAAGAAGGAUGGUCAGCUACCGUUCUUUAGGGAGAAACCACAAAUAUUACCUAUCAGGGAGGGAGAGCCCGCACAGUUCUCGUGCUUUGCUGUCGGUGACCCGAAGCCAAGCGUCCAAUGGUUCAAGAACGACAUGGUCAUCGCCGAAGGCAACCGCAUUAAAAUCGAGCAAGAUGAGGAGGGACGCUCCACCCUCAAGUUCGAACCCGCCAUGCACCAUGAUAUCGGCUUCUACAAGGUCGUUGCUAGGAACAAGGUUGGACAGACACUCGCUAGGACCAGAAUCGUGGAAGCGACCACGCCAGAUGCUCCAGACAGUCCUACAUAUGCAGAUGUCUCCGACACUGAGGUCCUACUCCGAUGGAAGCAGCCCAAAUACGACGGAAACUCUCCAGUCAUUUGCUACAAUUUACAGUACAAGGAGGGCGACAGCGUUGAGUGGCGUGACGUAGCUUCCAACAUAGACCACGAAUUCUACGUCCUCAGAGACCUCAAACCGAACACCAGCUACCAAUUCCGUUUGUCAUCUAAAAAUAGAAUCGGCUGGAGUGACAAGGGAAUUCCGACCAACUUAGUCAAGACAAUGGAAGCUGGCGCGCCUAAAAUCGAAGUCACGAAAGCCAUGAGGCAUUUACAGCAAAUCACAGAGUCCGGAGAAGAAGUUGUUCUGGACGAAGAUAGACCUAAGCUCAGUUACGAAACUGAAGAGAAUCCUAUAGAAUGGGAAUCUUCUGAUACAUUCACUGAACGCUACAGCUUCAUAUCUGAACUCUGGCGCGGGAAGUUCUCAAUCGUAGUCAAAGGUGUCGACAAACGCAACGACAGCGUAGUAGUCUCCAAAAUUCUAGAAUACAAACCAGAAACAGAGGUCCUAAUCAACAGGGAAUUCGAAUGCCUAAGACGAUUAAGGCAUGAAAGGAUAUCGAACCUUAUAGCCGCUUACCAAGCGCCUGGCUCGCCUGUGGCAGCUUUCAUUAUGGAGAAACUGCAAGGCGCUGAUAUCCUCACCUACUUAUCCAGCAGACACGAUUAUUCUGAGCAGAUGGUAGCGACUAUAGUGACUCAGAUUCUGGACGGUCUCCAGUACUUGCACUGGCGAGGGUAUUGUCACUUGGACCUGCAGCCUGACAACGUUGUCAUGGCGUCAGUCAGAUCCAUCCAGGUGAAAUUGAUCGAUUUUGGCUCAGCGCAUAAAGUCACGAAGCUUGGCACGAGCGUGCCGCAGGUCGGAGAUUUGGAUUACAAAGCACCUGAGAUCGUCACGGACGAGCCAGCGUUUCCACAGACAGACAUCUGGUCUCUGGGCGUCCUCGCGUACAUCAUGCUGUCCGGAGUCUCGCCAUUCCGAGGGGGUAACGACGCAGAGACAAAACAGAACAUCGCCUUCGUCCGGUACCGGUUUGAGCACCUAUACAAGGAGAUCACACAGGAAGCGACUAGGUUCCUGAUGUUCCUCUUCAAGAAGGUCCCACUAAAGCGACCAACGGCUGAGGAGUGCCACGAGCACCGCUGGUUGACGCAGUCUGACUUCAUGAACAAGAAGCGAGAGAGAGCAGUGUUCUUAGGCAACAGGCUAAAGGAAUUUUCCGACGAAUACCACGAGAGGAAGGCCGCGGAAGCUGCCCAAGUGGACAUGUCUGCGACCGUCUCCUCGGCCUUCGGACAGGCGCGGCGGCUGAUGCGAUCCAACAGCAUCCAAGAAGAGUUGCAGACCAACUUCCAGAGCCACUAGGGCAUCUGUCUACUAAUCCACUAAGUCUGUACUGUUAAGGCUAGCUGUCAAAGAAAAACUUUAGUUUA